Molecule: messenger RNA, 1561 nt
Organism: Solanum dulcamara
Lineage: Eukaryota; Viridiplantae; Streptophyta; Magnoliopsida; Solanales; Solanaceae
Product: probable transcription factor GLK1
Exons: 7
Coding region: 418-1362 (314 amino acids)
Biological process (GO): positive regulation of DNA-templated transcription
Cellular component (GO): nucleus
Molecular function (GO): DNA-binding transcription factor activity; transcription cis-regulatory region binding
Source: RefSeq, a predicted model, not a curated record
AUAGAAAAAAAUCAGACCUAUAACCUUACUGCAGUGGCUUGUAGACUUGUUUUGCUGCGGAAAGUUCAAGUGAAAAUCCAUUAAAACUGUGGGCCUCACCCGUCUACUACUCGACCUUAAGUAACUACAGUUAGAAGGAUCCAUCCAAUAGCUUAAUGACUUGCUUGGGUCAUCUAAGUGGUAAGGCCUCCUCCGAUCGACCCUAAGUCUCCAAGUCUUCAUCCUCUAUUCACUAAGAGGGAGUGAGUUGGGUCCUCCUUUAUUUUUGAGAUUAUAUAUCUCAUGUUCUAAGGGGAUUUAUCAGUCAAUAUUCUUGAGCGACUUGAUUAGCUGUUGUAACAGGACAAUAUUAUAAAAAUCGCAUUUUAAGAAGACUUAUCUAUCGAUAUCUGAGUGACUUAUAACAGUGUUUGGGAUAUGAUGCUUGCUGUAUCUGCACCAUUGAGCUACAAAAAUGAAAGGGAAAAUUAUGAUUUCUUCCAAGAUUUUCCCGAUGGGAAUUUAAUCGACACCAUCGAUUUCGAUGACCCUUUCGAGGGAAUCAACGAUGGAGAUUUUCUGCCAGAUUUGGAAAUUUUUGCAGAAUUUUCAGUUAGUAGUUGUGAAGAAUCUGCUACUAACGUAAAUAUGAAAUCCAAGUCAAAAGAAACCAAAAAAUCAUCUAGCCAAAUCAAGAAUCCUCAAGGGAAGAGGAAAAUUAAGGUGGAUUGGACUCCAGAGCUACAUAGGAAAUUUGUAAAAGCAGUAGAUAAAUUAGGUGUAGAUAAAGCAGUCCCAUCAAGAAUUUUAGAGCUUAUGGAUACCCAUGGACUAACUCGCCAUAACAUUGCUAGCCAUCUUCAAAAAUAUCGAGCUCAUCGAAAACAUUUGCAAGCGAGAGAAGCUGAGGCGGCAAGCUUGAGCCAGAGGAAGCAAGCCACCGCGGUCGGAGGCGGAGGAAAGAGAAUUAUGAUGAACCCAUGUCCAGCACCACCAACCAUGGGUUUUCCACCCAUGGCUCAUCAUAUUAGACCCUCACAUGUUUGGGGGCAUCCACAUGUGAAUAAUUCCUUUUGGCAUCCACAUUAUCAAGGGGUAUUAAAUUCUCUUGCAUUUGGCACUCCUUGCUUUCUUGCGCCCAUAGCGCCCACGAGAUUUGCAGCACCUCUUAUGGUCCCGGGCAUCCCACCACCCCCUGCCAUCAUCAAAGUUGACACAAUUUCCUCUGAUUUGCAUCCUUCAAAAGAGAGCAUAGAUGCAGCUAUUGAAGAUGUUUUAUCAAAGCCACAAAUGCCACUUCCCAUAGGACUGAAACCUCCAUCAAUUGACAGUGUGUUGAAUGAAUUACAAUAUCAAGGGAUUACAAAAAUACCCCCAACUUGAUUUUAUAAUAAUCAAGGUAAAAAAAUUUUGAGGGGAUUUUGUUGAUUUUUUUUUUUUACAUUCUACGAUAUUUCUCGCACUUGAUGUAUUUUUUUGUACCUGAUGUAUAUACAAUGAAGAAAAGAAAAGAAAAGAAAAGAAAAAAAGUGUUCAAAGGUCUUUGUCCUUUGAUACGUGUGAUAAGAAUUAUAAUUUCAUA